Molecule: messenger RNA, 5120 nt
Organism: Ailuropoda melanoleuca (giant panda)
Lineage: Eukaryota; Metazoa; Chordata; Mammalia; Carnivora; Ursidae
Product: solute carrier family 23 member 1
Exons: 12
Coding region: 118-1962 (614 amino acids)
Biological process (GO): transmembrane transport
Cellular component (GO): membrane
Molecular function (GO): transmembrane transporter activity
Source: RefSeq, a predicted model, not a curated record
CUGUCCUCUCUCUCUUACGAUUUUGGCAGGCAGUGAGACGUUAAUCUCUUUCAACUGGAGCAGGUUCACUUCGUUUCCAUCCUGAGACAAGGCCAACAGGAGCUGACCUUGGUUGCCAUGAGCUCUGCCAUCACCAGCUGUGAGCACCUGGACCCUGUGAGGGGUGACGAUGUGCUCAACUGUCACGAUGAUGGCCAAGGCAGGAAGAAGGCUGGGCAGGCCAGGAGCUCCAGCAGCGGCCAGCCGAUCUAUAGCAUCCUGGAUGUCCCGCCGUGGUACCUCUGCAUCCUCAUGGGGAUCCAGCACUUCCUCACGGCCCUGGGGGGGCUCGUGGCCGUGCCGCUCAUCCUGGCCAAGGACCUGUGUCUGCAGCAUGACCCCCUGACUCAGAGCUACCUCAUCAGCACGAUUUUCUUCGUCUCCGGCAUCUGCACUCUCCUGCAAGUGUUUUUAGGAGUCAGGCUGCCCAUUCUCCAGGGAGGGACAUUUGCUUUUGUGGCACCCUCCCUGGCCAUGCUCUCCCUGCCCGCCUGGAAGUGCCCGGAGUGGACACUUAAUGCCAGUCUGGUGAACACCAGCUCUCCUGAGUUCACCGAGGAAUGGCAGAAGAGAAUCCGAGAGUUGCAGGGUGCCAUUAUGGUCGCUUCUUGUGUCCAGAUGGUAGUGGGAUUCUCAGGCCUCAUUGGGUUUCUCAUGCGCUUCAUUGGCCCCUUGACCAUCGCUCCGACCAUCUCCUUGGUGGCCUUGCCUCUCUUUGAUUCUGCGGGCAAUAACGCUGGGAUCCACUGGGGGAUUGCCACCAUGACCAUCUUCCUCAUCGUACUGUUUUCUCAGUACCUGAAAGACGUCGCCGUGCCCGUGCCUGUUUAUGGAGGAGAGAAGAAGUGUCACACAUCCAAGUUCUACCUGUUUCAGGUCUUCCCGGUGCUGUUGGCGCUCUGCCUCUCCUGGCUUCUCUGCUUCGUGCUCACAGUCACCAACACCCUUCCUUCGGCCCCCACCGCCUAUGGGCACCUGGCCCGCACUGACACCAAAGGCAAUGUGCUGAGCCAGGCUCCCUGGUUUCGCUUCCCUUACCCAGGACAGUGGGGCCUCCCCACCAUCAGCCUGGCUGGGGUCUUUGGGAUCAUUGCGGGGGUAAUCUCCUCGAUGGUGGAGUCAGUAGGCGAUUACUAUGCCUGUGCCCGGCUGGUGGGGGCCCCACCCCCUCCGAGGCAUGCUGUCAACCGUGGCAUCGGCAUUGAGGGUCUUGGCUGUCUGCUGGCGGGGGCCUGGGGUUCGGGGAACGGCACCACCUCCUACAGCGAGAACGUCGGGGCGCUGGGCAUCACCAGGGUGGGGAGCAGGAUGGUGAUGGUUGCUGCUGGCUGCUUGCUGCUCCUGAUGGGCCUAUUUGGGAAGAUUGGGGCUGCCUUUGCCACCAUCCCAACCCCUGUGAUCGGCGGCAUGUUCCUGGUGAUGUUUGGGGUCAUCACCGCCGUGGGGAUCUCCAACCUGCAGUAUGUGGACAUGAACUCAUCCAGGAACCUCUUUAUCUUUGGCUUCUCCAUCUACUGUGGGCUCGCCAUUCCCAGCUGGGUGAACAAGAACCCUGAGAAGCUCCAGACAGGGAUUCUCCAACUGGACCAGGUCAUCCAGGUGCUGCUGACCACGGGCAUGUUUGUUGGUGGAUUUCUGGGCUUUCUCCUGGACAACACCAUCCCCGGAAGCCUGGAGGAGAGAGGCCUCCUGGUGUGGAAUCAAAUCCAGGAGGAGUCUGAGGAGACUACGAUGGCCUUGGAGGUGUACCGCCUCCCCUAUGGGAUUGGCACCAAGUGCUGCACGUCCUCCUGCACCCAGUACCUCCCCUUCUGGCCCAAGCUGGAAGCCGGGACGGGUGAGCAGGCACGGAGCCUGCUCACCUGCCUCUUCCAGGAGCCCUCAGGAGAGUGCCGGAAGGGUGCCGCAGAAACCAAGUUAUGAGAACUGUCCUCACGCCUGCCCCAAAGCGCUCUGCACCCCCCGCCACGCGUGCUCAUCUCCCCGGGCGAGGAUGCCUGGGCCCCCGCAGCGGUGGCAGCCGAAUUAGUAUUAGAUUACGACCAUGACGAGGGUGAUUUGAUACAGUCACUUGGACACCACAGACUUCCAUUGCGCUCCAGCGAAAACCAGACUCCUAUCUUCAGCCUACGCCAGCGUAACCCAGGGUCCGCCCCGAAUCCGUCUUGGUCCACAUGUUCUCGGCGAUGUUUUGAUGCGCUGGGAGGCAGAGGCCUGGGGUGAACAGGGGACGGAGACGGGGCUGCUUGCUGAAAGGCGGCAGGAAUGGUUCUCUUCAAGCCCCUCUUGUCCUCCCUGUCCUGUGCACCUGCCCCUCAGGGCUGGCUCUUCAGGAGAGGCGAGGAGCACCUCUGCUCCUCCGGCCGCUCUGAGCUCUUGGUGCUCCCGCCCGCGUCGGGCUCAAGCUGUUCGGGAUGGAUUGUUCUUAACCCGCACGUUCUUGGAACCGGUGCACGGACUCUGGUUUAGGCUUCGGCUUGCUCACGUAGGCUGCGGAUGGAUCAGAACCCACUCCACCUGAUGGCCUCCUUGUUCCCUUAUUAACAGGCCUCAAGACUGCAGCAUUAACUCCUACCUGAGCUUACAGCUGGCUGCUCCGCCUGGCAAACUUCAGAUUUGCAGUCUCCACCGUUAAUACUUAAACCCAUCCCAGUACCGACACCCGUAUCCACACCGACACCUGUCCUCUCGGGGCUGCUUCUCUGCCAGAUGCAGCGCUGGCUGAUACGGGAAGAUAUCAUCAGUCAAGCCCCAGGAAGAUACCUGACCGAUGUGGAAGAGGCCUAGGUGGGGAGGAAGGGAGGACAAGUCCCAUCGGAGGGGGUUUCAAAGCAGCAUAUCCAUCCUGGGCUGCACGGUAUCCAGGGAGCCCUGCAGGGGUGGGGAGCAGAGGGCUGUUGGGGCUGAGGAGUGGAAGCGGGAAGGAAGGACACAGCAUUCCAUGAGGUCCAUGCUGACCAGGGCCCCACGGGCACAUAUGCUCCAGGAAUAAGGACAGAACAGGAGUGCGUGGGGGCUGUUUAGAGCCGGCAUGCAUUCCUUGAGGACCUACUAUGUGCGGGCACCUCUGUGAAGACUUAUUUCUCCUUUCCUACAUGCUGGCUUGUUUUUGACCUGGGGGAACUGGCUGGGGGUGGUUGUGGGCCCUGAAUGCCUGGGCGCUGGGGCCAGGAGCGUUCCUCUUCCCUUCCUUCCCAGCACAUGUGCGGGCAACCACGAGGAUGAAGGCCCUGCCUGCCCCCUCAUUUUGGCUGUUUAUAAAUGGUGCCAGCUACAGUCCUCGCAUAUGCUCCACAGGAGUCCUUGGAGGUGGGCUGGUGACAGGACAGAGGUGAGGGGUGAGCCCUGGGGCUGAGAGCAGGCAGGACGGCGCUUGGGUCCUAACACCUAACCUGCACGUCGGUUUCUUCCGGGCAGAUGGAACAGCCGAAGUAUUUGGGAGGCCUUCAGGGGAGGGGAGCCGCUGUCGUGAUGAGGUGAAACUUUAAAAAGCCAGGGAACCCGUUCUCCGCACAUUCAGUGGAUUAGUCGGGGUUCUCCAGAGAAACAGAGCCAACAGGAUGUAGGACACGUGUGUGCACACACAAACGUGCCCACACACUAUAUACAUGUGUGUACACACACCUACACAGAGAGAUGUUAAGGAAUGGGCUCGUGUGACCGUGAAGCUGGAAUGUCCGAAGUCGGCAGGGUAGGCUGACAGACUGGGAAGAGUUGCUGUUCGUGUCUGAAGACGCUUCCCUCUUCCUGGUGGGAGGUCAGUGUUUUGGUCUAUUCGAUCCUUCAACUGAUUGGAUGAGGCUGAGCCAUAUUAUGGAGGGUAAUUACUCCAAAUUUACUCAAAGUCUACCAGUCUAAAUGUUUAUCUCAUCUCAAGAUACCUUCACAGAGACAUCGAGAAUAAUGUGUGACCAAAUAGCUGGGUACCGCAGCCUGGUCAGGCAGACACAUAGAAUCUACUGUUACAGCCCGUGUGCACACCCAGGAACCUCACCAGAAAGCACUCAGAGCACGGUGGGAUCUGGCCUGAACUCCGUUUGGGAGCCUUUAUCACCAGAAGAAUCAGAUGAAGCUGGUUCUGCCCUGAUGUCUUACAGCUCCAAUAGCACAGGCCUGGUCACCGCCUUCCUGGGUUUCCAGAGUGGCCUUCAGAACUCUCUAGAACCCACCAGAACUAUGCCCUGAACCCAGCAUGUGCUGAAAGCACCUAGUGUCAUGGCACCUCUGGGGACAGAUCCUGCCCGGCCUUUCUCAAAAGGCCCGUGGCCUGGGCUUCGGCCAGGCUGCACCCAGGAGCCCCUGAAUAGGAGCACAGGAGGGGCAGGCACGUACCUCGCAGCCCGCCAGCCACGUAUGCUGAACAACCCUGAAAGACUGACACAGGGCCACACUACUUUGAAAGACUUUAUAAUAAUAAUCAGAAACUGAAACCAUCAAAACACUCGGGGACAGCCACUCCGAAAUGUCCUGGAAGGGGGAAGCGGGUACAGCCUCGGCUGCCAGCAUUAGUACCUGGAAACUGCCCACCUGGUCCAUCCCCUCCCGUCCCAGCCCUUCCACAUCACAGGUCUUCAUCUUCGAAGGUCUCCAUGCACCUCAGCAUCAGCAUCUCCUCGUCAGUGGCGAGGUCUGGCUCCUGCAAAACACAGGGCGAAGAGGAUCCAUGUGUCUUUCAGGAAUCCAGGCCCCAGGGAGGUGGGACGGCCCCGGCAUCCUCCCCACAGUCUGCCCCAUCUCCUGCUGCAUCUUCUUCCAGGCUCCGGAAGGAAGGGCUACCGGGGGGGAGGGGGGAAGGUCCCAUUUCUGUUUCACGCAACUCCACGCUCUAGGAUCUUCAGAAAGGGUUUUCCUGGACACAACAGAACUGGCUUCUUUUCCAUCCUGGACAUUUCCAGCAUCCCAUAAGACAGAGUGAGUGGCCUUCAGAACUCCCUAGAACCCCCCAAAGCUUGAUCCAAAUGCCCAUCCAUGGAGGAUGGUGAAUGACACCACGACGUGCCCACCGAGCGAAUACCACGCAGCUGUUUGAAAUCAGGAAUGAGGUCAUUCUCCGUGGGAUAUACUGUUUAAAAAGAAAAGAA